AUGAAGCCGAAUUCCUGGUCCAAGAAGCUGUCGUGGCUGGGGUACGUCGCGGGCACCCUGGCGAGAAAUGUGCCACACGAGCCAUCGGGAAAACUUCCCACUCUUGGGUGGAACUCUUGGAACGCGUACCGUUGCGAUAUCAAUGAGCAGCAUUUCCUUGAUGCUGCCCAGGCACUGGUCGACACUGGCUUGCGCGAUGCCGGUUACAACUAUGUAAACAUUGAUGACUGCUGGUCUGAACGGACUGGCCGUGUGAAUGGCCAUAUUGCGGUCAACAAGACCCGUUUCCCAGAUGGCAUCGACGGGCUUGCCAACAAGAUUCACGAUAUGAAGCUCAAGCUUGGAAUUUACAGCACGGCUGGCACCCUGACGUGUGCCGGCUACCCGGCCAGCUUGGGAUACGAAGAUGUCGAUGCCGCCGACUUUGCCAAAUGGGGAGUUGAUUCACGCACUGCCGUACGCCAUGGACUAAACCGCAACUCACACAGCGACAACUGCUACAUCCCCAAGCAAUGGCAAGACGAGUACAUCUACUGCGAGGAAGACGGGGCCCAGAUCGGCCCAAACGGCACCUGCAGCCGCAGCCAGAACCCCAGGCUCGCGCCGGACGGCUACGACUGGAGCAAGUCCAAGUCGGCGCAGCGCUUCAACCGCAUGCGCGACGCGCUCGCCAGGCAGGACCGCGAGAUCCUCUACAACCUCUGCAUCUGGGGCACCGCCGACGUCACCUCCUGGGGCCGCGGCACGGCGACGAGCUGGCGCAUGAGCGGCGACAUCAGCCCCCGCUGGCGCUCCGUCACGCACAUCCUCAACAUGAACUCGUUCAAGAUGGGCGCCGUCGGCUUCCACGCCCACAACGACGCCGACAUGCUCGAGGUGGGCAACGGGGACCUGUCGCCCGCCGAGACGCGCUCGCACUUUGCCCUCUGGGCGGCCAUGAAGUCGCCGCUGCUGAUCGGGACGGACCUGCGCCGCCUGAGCCGCCGCAACCUCGACCUGCUCGCGAACAGGCGCCUGCUGGCGUUUCACCAGGACGCCGGGCACGGCGGGCCGGCGGCGCCGUAUAAGUGGGGGGUUAAUCCCGACUGGACGUACAACAGCACCCAUCCGGCUGAGUAUUGGGCCGGGCCGUCGACGGGGGGACACCUGGUGCUGAUGCUGAACACGCUUGGGGUCACGGUGCGGAAGACGGCGGCGUGGGGGGAGAUUCCGGGUUUGGGUGGUGGCAGGUAUCGCGUGACGGAGGUGUGGUCUGGCGAGGACUUGGGCUGUUUGGACGAGUAUGCGGUUGAUGUGGCUUCUCAUGACACGGCGGCUGUUUUGGUCGGUUCGAGGUGCUGA
Molecule: messenger RNA, 1341 nt
Organism: Metarhizium robertsii ARSEF 23
Lineage: Eukaryota; Fungi; Ascomycota; Sordariomycetes; Hypocreales; Clavicipitaceae
Product: Glycoside hydrolase, clan GH-D
Exons: 5
Coding region: 1-1341 (446 amino acids)
Biological process (GO): carbohydrate metabolic process
Molecular function (GO): hydrolase activity, hydrolyzing O-glycosyl compounds
Source: RefSeq, a predicted model, not a curated record